AUGUUCCAAGAUUUACAAUUAUUCGAUGAUUUGCCAAACAAUAACGAUAACGAUAAAGAUUAUAGUUAUCAUAUGCUAGACUUUACCUUCCUAAGAAGUUUACCGUCCAUCUCAGAGCAUAAACGAUAUCGCGAUAAAAAGAAAAAAGAAAUCAGUGAUUUACAAGAAUCAAUGAAACAACGUGUCCAAGAAACAAUAAAUCAACUGGAACUGAAACAACAACACGGGAUUACUAAACGAUAUCGCAAUAAAAAGAACAAAGAAUUCAGUGAUUUACAAGAAAACAAACAGCAAUCCAUUAUGAAAAUACAGAACUUGGAAGAAGAAAAAAAGUCACUUGAGGAAAAAAUUCGGCUAUUAAGUACCCAAAACACUUCUCUUCGUGAUAGAAUACAGGAAUUGGAAAAGGACUCCCCUAAUUCGUUAUAUAAUAACUCACCUUAUAAUACUAAUCUUAACGUUACUACAUGUAUUAGUGGAAACGUAUCUCUUGCGUUAGACCAAAAUCAAAAUAUAUAUUUUAUAACCCCACUACUUUCUAUUUCUUCGCCGAAUCAAGAGAAUUCAGCUUAUAAUACUAGUAAUGGAAAUACACUUAUUUCGCUCGAUCAAAAUCUAAAUAAUUCAAAUAAUUCAUUCUCUUAUAUUUCUUCACCGAAUCAAGAGAUUAAUCAGAUUAAUACUUCGUCGUCUAAUCAAGAGAUACCUUAUUACACACCUAUUUUGCUUGAUCAAGAUCAAAAUGAUUAA
This is a messenger RNA of Ambispora gerdemannii, 750 nucleotides long. The record is from the annotation of a GenBank genome assembly. NCBI's taxonomy places the organism in Eukaryota, Fungi, Glomeromycota, Glomeromycetes, Archaeosporales, Ambisporaceae.